AUGGCGGCCAUCACCGCCGUCAUCUACACCCUGGCCAGCGUGGCUCGCCUGGACUCCUAUGCCUCCUACUUCCUGCCCCUGCCCACCAUUCUGGUGGCACUGCGCCACGGCCACACCGCCGCGCUGAGGGCCGUCCUGGUCAGCGUCCUGCUGCUGCUGGUGCUGACGGGCCCGCUGCGUGCCGCCACCUUCCUGUGCAUGCACGGCGCCAUGGCCGUGGCCCUGGGCGUGGCCUGGGCCGCGCGCCUGCCCUGGGCGCUGAGCAUCCCGCUGGCCGCCGCGGCGCGCUGCACCGGGUACGCGGCCUACGUGGCGCUGUCCUCCUGGGCCACGGGCGAGGACCUGGUGGCGCUGCUCCUGGCCAACGUUCGGGCGCUGCUCGGCCAGGCCGCCGUGCUCCUGCGCGCACACGGCGCGCCCUCUGACGCCGCUGUGGCCGCCGCCAUCCUGGGCCUGCUGGCCGUCAACGCCGCGGUCUACGUCGCCCUGCUGCACCUCCUCUACGCCGUCAUGCUGGGGGCCAUGGGCCAGCCGCCCCCGGGCAGGGUGCCCGCCUGGGCCGGCAGGCUGGCACAGCGGGUGGCCUGA
Auxenochlorella protothecoides is the source of this 588-nucleotide messenger RNA. RefSeq lists its product as hypothetical. The transcript is spliced from 2 exons. The coding region runs from base 1 to 588 and encodes 195 amino acids. The record is from RefSeq and is a predicted model, not a curated record. Lineage: Eukaryota; Viridiplantae; Chlorophyta; Trebouxiophyceae; Chlorellales; Chlorellaceae.